AUGGCCGCCACCAUCCGUCCUAUCACCGGCAUGCUCCGCCGCACUCUGGUCCUUGACCUGAGCACCGCCUUCGGCUUCGGCACCACCUUCGGCUACCUCUGGUGGUACGGCUACCACCUUCCCCGCGUCCGCGCCCGUGACAACUACUACACCCGCCUGGAGGCUGAGCGCGCCGCCCAGCAGGCCUAG
Molecule: messenger RNA, 189 nt
Organism: Aspergillus uvarum CBS 121591
Lineage: Eukaryota; Fungi; Ascomycota; Eurotiomycetes; Eurotiales; Aspergillaceae
Product: cytochrome c oxidase subunit VIIa
Exons: 4
Coding region: 1-189 (62 amino acids)
Biological process (GO): mitochondrial electron transport, cytochrome c to oxygen
Source: RefSeq, a predicted model, not a curated record